Messenger RNA from Nerophis lumbriciformis (worm pipefish), 1779 nucleotides. NCBI's taxonomy places the organism in Eukaryota, Metazoa, Chordata, Actinopteri, Syngnathiformes, Syngnathidae. The record is from RefSeq and is a predicted model, not a curated record.
AUGGCUGAAAGUAUGGAGGGUCAUCUUCAAUGUCCCACCUGUCUGGAAAUCUUCAAAGAUCCUGUGAUUCUUUUGUGCAGUCACAGCUUCUGCCGUGUGUGUCUGCAGCAGUGGAAGGACAAAGGAGAACGAUCGUGUCCACUUUGUAGGACAGAGUUUAGUUCUAUGGAUCCACCUGCCAACUUGGCACUGAGGAAUAUGUGUGAGAACCUUUCACGAGCCUCAGUCAAAUCAGAAGACAUCUGCAGCUUGCAUGAGGAGAAACUUCAACUCUUCUGUUUGGACCACCAAGAGCUUGUGUGCCAUAUCUGCAGAGACGCAGAAAUCCACGUUGGUCACACGUUCCGGCCCCUCAAAGAAGUUGUAAAAGGUCAUCAUGAGGAACUCCAGAAAGGCCUGCAGAAUGCCAAGGAAAGACUCAAAGAUUACAACGACUGUCGAGAGAACUGCAACGAACAGGCAGAGUACAUCAAAGUCCAGAGGGAGAAGGUCAAACGCAAGAUUAAGAAGGAUUUUGAGGAGCUCCGUCGCUUUCUUAACGUCGAGGAGAAGGCCAUGUUGGCUGCGGUCAGGGAGGAAGAGAAGAAGAAGAGUCACACGAUGAAGGAGAAGAUUGCGGCUCUCGACAGACAAAUGGCCGCUCUCUCGAAUCUCAUCAGAAGCACUGAGAAGCAGCUGGCGUCUGGCAAUGUUUCUUUCAUGAAGAAGUUCAAGACUGCGAUGAGCAGAAUCCAGGAGCUGCCUGAAAAGCCGCAGCUGCUGCCAGGAGGUCUGGUGGCAGUGGACCUGAUGGGGCCGUUAAGAGAACGAUCGUGUCAAGUCUGUCGGACAGAGUUUAGUUUGAUGGAUCCGCCUUUGAACUUGGCACUGAGGAAUAUGUGUGAGAACCUUCCACGAGCCUCAGUCAAUUCAGAAGACAUCUGCAGCUUGCAUGAGGAGAAAUUUCAACUCUUCUGUUUGUUCCACCGGGAGCUUGUGUGCCUCGUUUGCAGAGAUUCAGAAAUCCACAUUGGUCACAAGAUCCGGCCCAUCAAAGAAGUUGUGAAAAGUCAUCGUGAGAAACUCCAGAAAGGCCUACAGAAGGCCAAGGAAAGACUCCAAGAUUACAACGACUGUCGAGAGAACUGCAACGAACAGGCAGAGUACAUCAAAGUCCAGAGGAAGAAUGUCGAACGCAAGAUUAAGAAGGAUUUUGCGGAGCUCCGUCGCUACCUCGACAUCGAAGAGGAGGCCAGGCUGGCUGCAGUCAGGGAGGAAGAGAAGAAGAAGAGUCAAACGAUGAAGGAGAAAAUGGCGUCUCUCGAAGAACAAAAGGCCGCUCUCUUGGAUGUCAUCAGAAGCACUGAGGAGCAGCUGACGUUUGGUAAUGUUUCUUUCUUGAAGACGUUCAAGACUGCGAUGAGCAGAAUGGAGGAGCUGCCUGAAAAGCCGCAGCUGCUGCCAGGGGGUCUGCUGGAUGAAGCCAAACACGUGGGCAACCUCAAAUUCAAGGUAUGGGAGCUAAUGAAGGAGACGCUCGCCUACAGUCCCGUCAUUCUGGACCCCAACACGGCAUGUCCAGGAAUCAGUCUCUCCGAAGAUCUGACCAGUCUGAGUUGGGAAGACGUACAGCAGCAGCGUCCAAAGAAUCCAGAGAGGUUCCAGAAGGAGGAGUCUGUGCUGGGUGGUCCUUUGGACUCGGGAAGACACGUAUGGGACGUUGAGGUGGGAGACAGCAAUGACUGGGAAGUGGGGGUUGCGCGAACAACUGCAGUUCGACAUUCCGAACUUGCGCGCUGA